AUGGACUCCUCCAAAAUGGAAGACAACAAGGACGAUCUCACAAUUGUGCCCUCACAAGACCUAAAUCACGAUGAUGUUUUUGGAGAGCUAAGAGAAGAUGGUCCUAACUAUCGCAAUGUCGGGUUCACGGGAACUGUCAUCUUGAUGAUGAAAACCCAGAUUGGACUGGGUGUUCUUGCAAUUCCGUCUGCUUUAGAUGUGCUCGGAAUGGUCCCUGGAAUCAUCUGUUUGCUUGCAAUGGCUGUCACCACCACCUGGUCUGGAUAUGUCAUUGGCACCUUCAAGCUUCGGCAUCGUGAGGUGUAUAGCAUUGACGAUGCAGGAGGAAUUGUACUUGGAUUGACAGGUCGAGGAAUUUUAUCCACUGGUUUUUGUCUUUGUAUGUUCUUUUACCAAAGCCUCUUGACCGACCACUUUGUUCGCACUUACUUACAAAACAUAGACUAUGUCUUCAACAGCGCCUCUGCAAUCCUUGGUCUCUCAAUUGGCCUGAAUGCUGUCUCUACCCAUGCCACAUGUACUGCAGUAUUUGCUGCUGUUGCUGCGAUCCUCGGAUGUGCCAUGGCUAGCAUUCGGACGUUGGGUCGUAUCACGUGGCUUGCAUGGGUAGGAUUACCGUGUAUUCUCGCAGCCGUACUCAUCGUUACUGUUGCAGUCGGCUUAGAAGACCGCCCAGCAAGUGCACCAAAGACAGAUGGCCCUUGGGUUCCGGAUUGGAAAGUGGCAGGCAAUCCGACGUUUGUUCAGGGAAUUGCAGCAGUUUCAAAUCUCCUGUUUGCUUUCUCUGGGACACCUGGGUUUUUUUCAAUCGUAUCUGAGAUGCGUGAUCCCCGCCAAUACACCUCAGCCAUGUUAACCUGCCAGGCCGGAGUAACUGCUGUGUAUGCAAUUGUCGGAUGCAUUAUCUACUAUUACUGUGGAACUUACGUAUCCUCACCUGCUCUCGGUUCAGCCGGUGGCACGAUCAAGAUCAUCAGCUAUGCAUUUGCGAUCCCUGGACUGUUUGUCUCAAUGACAAUUGUUACCCAUAUACCAGCAAAGUUUAUCUUUGUGCACGCGUUGCGUGGUUCCCGGCACCUCACCAGUAAUACAAUUACACACUGGGUAAGCUGGCUUGGUUGUACUUGUGGUAUCACAGUUGUUGCAUGGAUUAUUGCCAGUACAAUCCCGGCAUUCGAUGCUCUGGUUUCUCUCAUCGGUGCCCUGCUUGGUCCCCUUAUGUGCAUGAUACCGAUGGGGGCCAUGUGGUUAUAUGACAACUGGGGGAAGAACAAUGAUCGGAAGAAGAACGCAGCUUGGUUAGUUGCCAGUUCUUGGAGUGUUGCUCUGAUUAUCCUGGGAACAUUCUUGAUGGUGGCCGGAACAUAUGGAUCCGUUAUGGGUAUCAUGGAUACGUAUAGCAAGAGUGGGGGCUCCGCUGCUUUCUCCUGUGCUGACAACUCCAAUUCUGUAUAG
Molecule: messenger RNA, 1455 nt
Organism: Penicillium salamii
Lineage: Eukaryota; Fungi; Ascomycota; Eurotiomycetes; Eurotiales; Aspergillaceae
Source: the annotation of a GenBank genome assembly